This is a messenger RNA of Mytilus californianus (California mussel), 2257 nucleotides long. Its product is annotated as protein mono-ADP-ribosyltransferase PARP14-like. Gene Ontology annotation, molecular function: NAD+ poly-ADP-ribosyltransferase activity; transcription corepressor activity. The transcript has 12 exons. The record is from RefSeq and is a predicted model, not a curated record. Gene Ontology annotation, cellular component: nucleus; cytoplasm. Gene Ontology annotation, biological process: negative regulation of gene expression. Lineage: Eukaryota; Metazoa; Mollusca; Bivalvia; Mytilida; Mytilidae. Bases 50 to 2155 code for a protein of 701 amino acids.
UUUAGAUAAUGGUAUAAUCCAAAACAGAAUCGAAACUGAAAUAAGAUAAAUGGGGAACAGCAGUAGUAGUGAAGAUGAAUCAGCAAAGGAAAAUAAGAAAACAGAAGAAACACCACAGAAGAAACAUAGGACUAGACGGACUCAAAGAAGAAAAAGAUUUUUACAGAUUGGCAAAUUUUCAAUAAGCGUGGUAAAAGGUUCCAUUAUUGAUCAAACUACUGAUGUAAUUGUGACUGGAUCUGUACCAAGUCUGGAACUGAAUAAAACCAGGACAUCUAAACUAUUACUAGACAAAGCAGGUGAUUCCAUACAAGACGAAUGCAAAGAAAAAUACCCAUCAGGCAUCACAUGCUCUGAUGUAGCCAUUACCGGACCCGGGCGUCUAGAUUGCCAACAUAUAUUCCAUGUGACAGUCCAGAAAUUUUCUAGUAAAGGGGAUGAAAAGAAUUUAGAGACAUGUAUAAUGAACUGCUUAGCAAAGGCUGAUAGACUUGGAAUGACAUCCAUAGCAUUCCCAGCCUUAGGAACCGGCUUCCUAGGAUAUCCACCAAAAUUGGUCGCAGCUGCAAUGUUUCAUGCUGUUGAGAAUUUUGACAAGGCUCACACAAAAGCAUCCUUAAAAAUUAUCAAUUGUGUAAUGUUUGUAGACGACACAUUUAAGGAAAUUUUGUCAGAAGCAAAAGUUAGAGCAACUAGCAAAGGUCUUGAAGAAUUGUCAUUAGUGACGCGUGCAUCAUGCAGCAGUAAUGUGGGGAAGAUUCAUAUAAGUGUUAUAGUGGACACAAUAACGAGUCAGACGGCAGACGUGAUUGUUUGCACUUGCGCACCGAAUCUGAAGCUAUGUUCACGGCCUGGUUUGCCUAAAAAUUUAGCUGAAACUGCAGGAUCCGUUAUCCAGUCAGAACUUGACAGGAGAUAUCCAAAUGGUAUGAAAGUCGGAGAUUUAGUUGUUACAAAUGGUUACAAUCUAAAGUGCAGAAAAGUGUACUUUGGUUGCUUAUCUCCUUUCUUUGGUAAAAAGAAAGAAGACCAGUUACCUGAACAGGUCCUGUACAGUUUUGUAUACAAAUGUUUAGCAUCUGCAAGCAAGCAUCAUUGUAAAUCAUUAACCUUUCCGGCAUUGGGAACAGGUUAUCUAAAAUUUCCACCAGAUCUAGCUGCUUCCAAAGUUAUUCAGGCCAUUAAAGAUUUCCAUAACAAAGAGCAGCUAACAUCACUAAGAGAAGUCAAGAUAGUAAUUUUUGGUGGCACCAAUGACUGGGCAAAAAUAGAAAAGGCAUAUGUAAAAAGCUGUACUCCCCAAAGCGGACAUCCAAAUGAAGGUCCUAAGCAAGCAUUGCAAACUGUGCCACCUAGAGAAUCUCGUGCUUACUUUAAAUACAAAUAUCUAGAAGAAGCGAAACCUCCAUCUUACUGGACACAUUUUAAGAGUUCAAAAACAAUAAAGGAAUGGAAUACUACUGCCAAAGGUAAUACAAUUGUUCGGAAACAACCAGGUCUUCUUAUUACAAAAGCUAUUUCCAAUGCGUUCACGAAAACUUCGAAAAUGCCAGCUACAAUAGUUUCAAUAGAAAGAAUAGAAAACAUAUCACUGUAUGAAAAUUAUGUCCAUGAAUGUCAGCGGAUGUUCCGAAAGGCUAGUGGUAACGGUGCUUGUAUUCUAUUGGCAAAAACAAAGGGUUCGCGCGGUGAAGCGGCAUGCAUGAAGCACAUAGAUGAUGAAAUGAAGAAACAUCUCCAUCCAGAAAUAAAUGAAGUUUAUUUGUUUCAUGGCACGAAAAGAAAUCUGGUUGAUAUUAUUGGACAGCAAGGGUUUGAUGACAGACUGGCAAAAAUGAAUUUUGGAAGACUUCGACUUGGAAAUGGUGUUUACUCUGCAGAGGAAUCCCAUGUUUCUAACGGCUACACAGAUGGAAACGGCCAGUGUAAAAUGUUCCUGAUGAGAGUCUGUCUUGGUGACGUAUACACAACACCACAAAAUAUAGAGAAACUGACCCGACCACCUUGUAAAUCAGGAUGUAUAGGAGUAUGUACCAGUCACCCGGAUUUAUAUGAUUCAGUGGUUGGAGAAUGGCAAGGAUAUUGCAGAGAAUUUACUGUGUAUGACCGAGCUAAAUGUUAUCCGGAGUAUAUUAUAACGUACACUAUUCCAUGAAACAAAUUUUUGAUAUAGCUGAAAAUAUACAGGCAAUAUAUUUUUGUUUAUUUAAACUUAUGAUUAUGCUUGCUUUUUGUAUGGAAAAAUUUAUGAAUUUAA